Molecule: messenger RNA, 1248 nt
Organism: Theileria orientalis strain Shintoku
Lineage: Eukaryota; Apicomplexa; Aconoidasida; Piroplasmida; Theileriidae
Product: ATP-dependent RNA helicase
Exons: 4
Coding region: 1-1248 (415 amino acids)
Biological process (GO): cytoplasmic stress granule assembly; P-body assembly
Cellular component (GO): P-body; cytoplasmic stress granule
Molecular function (GO): ATP binding; mRNA binding; RNA helicase activity
Source: RefSeq, a predicted model, not a curated record
AUGACUUCCACAGUAGAUACUGUUAGAAAUGACAGGUCCGUUGACCCUCAGUGGAAAAGGGACAUUUUAGAAAAGAAUGUAGACAAAAGAUACAAAACGGAGGAUGUUACCAAAACAAAAGGUAGUGAGUUCGAGGACUACUUUUUGAAAAGGGAGCUGUUGAUGGGCAUUUUCGAGAAAGGGUUCGAAAGGCCCUCACCAAUCCAAGAGGAAAGCAUACCAGUCGCUCUAGCAGGUCACGAUAUACUGGCAAGAGCUAAAAAUGGCACAGGUAAAACAGCAGCAUUUGUCAUCCCGCUGCUACAAAAACUUAACACGAAAGAGGGUCACAUCCAGGGCUUAAUUCUGUUGCCCACCAGGGAGCUCGCACUCCAGACGAGCGCAGUCGUGAAGGAGCUCGGAAAAUACCUGGACGUCGAGUGCAUGGUCUCCACAGGAGGAACCAGCCUCAGAAACGACAUUAUGAGGCUGUACAAACCGGUUCACAUACUCUGCGGAACCCCAGGACGCAUACUCGACCUCACGAACAAGGGUGUGGCAGUUCUGGGCCAGUGCCACUCAGUGGUGCUCGACGAGGCGGACAAGAUGCUCUCGCAGGAGUUCUGCCCUAUCGUGGAGGCGCUCCUGAAGUUCCUGCCCACGGAAAAACAGCUAAUCCUGUACAGCGCAACCUUCCCGGCGAGCGUGCAGGCAUUCAAGGAGCAGCACCUGCCGAACGCAUACGAAAUCAACCUCAUGGACGACCUGACGCUGCGGGGAAUCACGCAGUUCUACGCAUACGUGGAGGAGCGGCAGAAGGUGCACUGCCUGUCGACGCUAUUCGCACGCCUGCAGAUCAACCAGGCCAUAAUAUUUUGCAACUCUGUUGUGAGAGUGGAGCUGCUGGCGAAGAAGAUCACGGAGCUCGGAUUCUCAUGCUUCUACAUCCACGCCAAGAUGAUGCAGAACCACAGAAACAGAGUCUUCCACGACUUCAGAAACGGAGCCUGCAGGUGCCUUGUCUCCUCAGACCUGUUCACGCGCGGCAUCGACUUCAGAUUCGUCAACGUUGUUGUCAACUUCGACUUCCCAAAGAACUCGUCAACCUACCUACACAGAAUCGGACGUUCAGGACGCUUCGGACACCUGGGUUUAGCAAUCAACUUAGUGACGGAGCAGGACAAACAAUCACUUUUCAAAAUCGAAGAAGAACUUGCUACUGAAAUUAAACCAAUACCUGCUCACGUGGACCCCGCACUCUACUCAUGA